AUGUGGAGCAGCAAGUGCAAGGAAACUGCGCAGGUUAGGGAAGUGGCGAGUCGUUGGGAAAUGCUUUUCAAACACGAGGUUUUGUCUUCUUUGGAAACCCCUUUGCCAGUUGAAGAAGAGGGUUUAGGGUUUAGGAUUGAACUGGCGAAAGGCAAGGCCCGCGAGGAGCUCGCGAGGGUUUACUGCGCCGGCGCAGACCCUUGGAAGGAGGUUUCUGCUGAAAUGGAGCAGCAGCUGCACGAAAUGGGAGCAGCACUUGAAGAGGCCAACAUCGAAGCAAUUAAAGUCAACUGCAGCAGACCUUUGGACCAGCUGAAGGCGGAACUCGCGGUGAGGGUUUAG
Eimeria necatrix is the source of this 342-nucleotide messenger RNA. RefSeq lists its product as hypothetical. The transcript has 3 exons. Bases 1 to 342 code for a protein of 113 amino acids. Lineage: Eukaryota; Apicomplexa; Conoidasida; Eucoccidiorida; Eimeriidae. The record is from RefSeq and is a predicted model, not a curated record.